UAGGCAACCACAAAUUGACUUACUUAGAAGUCGUGGCUGGGAAUCUCUCCCUUAACGAACACUGCCGGAAACAAACAAAAAACUAGGAAGUGAAAAACAAUUAUGGCGUUGAUCAAGAUCGAUAUCAUCUCAGAUGCAAUCUGUCCCUGGUGCUACAUUGGAUAUCGAAACCUACAAAAGGCUAUCUCCUUAUACCGAAAGACCUACCCCGGCGGCUCGAAAGACACCAUAGAGGUAUGGUGGAAACCAUACUUCAUCGAUCAAGAACCGCCAAAGGAAAGCAUCUUGAUACAAGACCGUAUGCUCCGCCGCAUGGAUCCCAAAAUGGUAGCAGCGGCCCAGACCCGCUUGAAGCGCGUAGGCGUGGAUGCCGGGAUCCGAUUCAAGUUUGGUGGGUAUAUCGGCUCGUCUAGACUAGCACAUCAGCUGCUGUAUCUGGCCGCGCGGGAGGGAAGUGAGCGGCAGUGUCGGGUUUCGGAGUUGCUCUUUCACUACCAGUUUGAGGAGGAGGCCGAUAUUAGCCAAUUGGAUACUGUGGUUGCUGUUGGGGUACAGGCUGGCAUGCGUGAAGAUGAUAUCCGGGAGUGGCUAGUUAGUGGUGCUGGGGUGGCGGAAAUGGAAGCUGAAGCGAAGACGGCGAGGGCUGAUGGAGUCACUGGUGUGCCUCAUUUUGUCAUUGGAGAGAAGCAUCAUAUGGAGGGUGCUAUGGAUUUGUCGGAACUUUUUGAGGCCUUUGUUGCUGUUAGAGAAGGGCAGUAGAGCCUUAGCUAGUGAGACGAUGUUGCC
Messenger RNA from Aspergillus pseudotamarii, 786 nucleotides. RefSeq names its product DsbA family oxidoreductase. The transcript is spliced from 3 exons. Gene Ontology annotation, molecular function: oxidoreductase activity. Bases 103 to 759 code for a protein of 218 amino acids. The record is from RefSeq and is a predicted model, not a curated record. NCBI's taxonomy places the organism in Eukaryota, Fungi, Ascomycota, Eurotiomycetes, Eurotiales, Aspergillaceae.